AUCUCCAGUGGCAAUUCGAUCUCAUUCUGUACCGACUCCAGUACUCCAUAGUCCAUACACCGUUACUAAAUAUCUGUCCUCGCCAGUUCUUCAACCCUCUCUCUCUCUCUCUUGCUCGCUUAAAAGUUCAGUUCUAUCCACGUAAACCUACCCAGAAAGGCGAAGGAAUAAAGAAGAAGACAAAAGAGAGAAUGGCCGAAGCUUCAAUCCGAAUCGGCAUCCUGUGCUGCGCCGAGAUAGCUCGCAAGGUAUCUAGAGCCAUCACUCUGGCCCCAAAUGUGACCAUUCACGCCAUCGGCAGCCGUUCCAUCGAAAAGGCCCAAAAAUUUGCUAAGGAGAACGGAUUCCCUCCGUCCGCCAAGACCUACGGCAGCUACGAGGCGGUCCUCGACGAUCCUGAAGUGGACGCCGUGUACAUGCCUCUUCCCACCAGCUUGCACGUGCGAUGGGCGACCUUGGCGGCAGAGAAAAAGAAACACUUGCUUCUGGAGAAACCGGUAGCACUGAACGUGAAGGAGUUCGAUCGCAUCAUCGAGGCCUGCGACUCCAACGGCGUGCAGCUCAUGGACGCUACUAUGUGGAUGCACCAUCCUCGGACUGCCAAGAUGAAGGAGUUCCUCUCCGAUUCGCAGCGUUUCGGUCAACUCCGAUCGGUGAACAGUGUGUUUACAUUUGGUGGUGAUCUUGGUUUCCUCAAGAAUGACAUCCGUGUUAAGCCAGAUCUUGACGCCCUUGGAGCUCUUGGGGAUGUUGGGUGGUACUGUAUCAGGUCACUCUUGUGGGCAGUUGACUAUGAAUUGCCGAAAACAGUAACUGCACUUCGUGGGCCUGUUAUCAAUGAAGCAGGAGUCGUUUUGGCAUGUGGAUCUUCUUUACAAUGGGAAGAUGGCAAAGUAGCAACUUUUCACUGUUCCUUCCUUUCCAAUUUGACCAUGGAUAUAACUGCAAUUGGAACAAAAGGAACUCUGCAUGUUCAUGAUUUUGUUAUUCCUUUUGAAGAGAAAAGUGCUUCAUUUUCAACAGCCACGAAUUCUACAUUCGAUGAGCUUGUAACUGGGUGGGCUACAUUGCCAAGCGAGCAUGUUGUCACAGUUGAUCUUCCUCAGGAGGCCCGCAUGGUAAGGGAGUUUGCAAGGUUGGUGGCAAGUAUUAAAGGAUCCAAUUCAAAGCCAGAGAAGUGGUGGCCCACCAUAAGCAGGAAGACACAACUGGUACUGGAUGCAGUCAAGGCAUCAAUUGAAAAAGGUUUUGAACCUGUCGAAAUUGUAAGUUGAUCUAUUUAGACACUCCCCUGCCCUAUCCUAGGUUUUCAGUAACAAGAUCUGUAUCAUCUUACUUUCUUCUUGGACAGAGGUUUAGGGGUUUAUGCUGUUGCAUCUACGGACUUGAAAAGAAAGAAAGCUAUUUGCUGAAUAAACAUGUAGGGGCUUCUCAUUGUUCUUUAAAUUGAUGGUUUAAGAUUGAAAUUGAUGUUUAGGUUCAAUUAGGUUUGUUACUA
Messenger RNA from Nelumbo nucifera (sacred lotus), 1498 nucleotides. RefSeq names its product Oxidoreductase family protein. The record is from RefSeq and is a predicted model, not a curated record. NCBI's taxonomy places the organism in Eukaryota, Viridiplantae, Streptophyta, Magnoliopsida, Proteales, Nelumbonaceae. Gene Ontology annotation, molecular function: nucleotide binding.